AUGCCCGGUAUCGCUCGCAAGAUCGUAAUCUGCGCGGCGAUUGACGGCCUUUUCAUACAACCACUUGUGACCAAAGGACAGCGCCCCGCGCAACCAGUCAGGAUCAGAUAUGGCGAUGCUUCUAUCACCCCCGCAUCUCGAGAGCAGGUUCCCGACGUUUCUCAGCCGGACUCUUCCUUCGAGGCCUUCGGCGUUAUUGGCCUAAUCACGGUCUCGCGUCUGAGCUACCUCAUCACAAUCACCCGACGCCAGCAAGUGGCUCAAAUCUGCGGGUUUCCGAUCUACGUCGUCACCGAAGUCGCCGUGACCCCAUGCACUUCGCAGCGAGAAGCCAGAGAAGCUAUCGGGAAGACGGCCCGGGAGCUGCAGGACCGCAACACGGAUAAAAAUGCCGAUGACAGUGAAAGCGAUGACUACGUUGAGCUUCCCGCGAGCGGUGACGAGGUGGAAGACCCGGCGCAAGAAGCCAAGGCGGACAACGACAAGGGACCCGAAGCCGUGAAGAGCACCGUUGCCAAGGAUGUUAUUGGCAGAAGGGGCAGUCAUGGCAGGUUCGCGCAGACAUGGUUCAGUAAGAGUGGAUGGACGCAAGACCAGAAGAGCUCGACUGGUUGGAGUGGUGCCGCGCACCAAGUUCGUCGUUCCGUCGAUCAUAGUCCUUCCAAGGCCGCCCCUUCUCAGACGACGGCAGAAGAAACUAAGGAACCGGCACCGGCUCCUACACUGCUUCCGAAGCUUCUCCGGACAACACAAAUCCUCUUUGGCUCGUCGCGAAGCUUUUUCUUCUCGUACGAUUUUGAUAUCACGCGGAGAUGGGCGAGUCGCGCAACGUCGCAGUCCGAUGAGGUGCCCUUGCAUGAGCGCGUAGACCCAACCUUCUUCUGGAACAGGAAUACCCUGAAGCCUUUUGUAGAAGCUGGACAAGAUGCCUUGCUACUCCCUCUCAUGCAGGGUUUUGUCGGCCAGAAGAGCUUCGUGGUAGACAGUAGCCCUCCCCAACAUGACUAUGGGCCGGGAGAUUCUGUGGAAUUGUCCACCUUGAAGCAUCCUAAUAGUGAGAUACCUUUCCCGCCGUCAGAGAAGGUCCGCGACUCGGUUGAUCUCCGUUCUACCGAGAAGAAGUUUUUCUUGACCAUCAUCUCCCGUCGUUCAACGCAAAGAGCCGGUUUGAGGUACUUGAGACGAGGUAUCGACGAGCAAGGUUACGUUGCGAACGCCGUCGAAACAGAACAGAUUCUCUCGAGCACCACCUGGGACAAGUCCUCCAAGAUCUACUCCUUCCUUCAGGUUCGAGGCAGUAUCCCGCUCUUCUUUACACAGUCGCCCGUCUCCUUAAAGCCCGUGCCAGUGAUCCAGCACUCUCCAGAAGCAAACUACAACGCGACAAGGAAGCAUCUGGAACGUUUGAGAACAGAAUAUGGCGCCUUGCAGAUUGUCAAUCUUGUCGAAAAACAUGGUGUAGAGGCAACGGUCGGUAGCCAGUAUCAGAAGACUGUGCAACAGUUGAAUGAGGAAGAGUUCAAGGGCCAAGAUGAGGCUGUAGCAUUCGAGUGGUUCGAUUUCCAUUCGGCCUGCCGAGGAAUGAAGUUUGAGAAUGUCAGCCAACUUCUCGAAACUCUUCGCGACAAGUUGGAGGGAUUUGGAAGCACCGUCGAAGAAGAGGGCCAAAUCAAAACGAAGCAGCAAGGCGUUUUGCGUACCAACUGCAUGGACUGCCUUGACAGAACCAACGUAUGCCAGAGCUCUUUUGGUAAAUUCAUGCUUGAAGCCCAACUGAAGGCGGAAGGUUAUGACCUUGCUGCCCAGGUAGACCAGCAAACGCAGUGGUUCAACACGCUGUGGGCAGACAACGGCGACGCCGUGUCCAAGCAAUAUGCGUCGACGGCAGCCAUGAAAGGCGAUUACACGAGAACAAGGAAGAGGAAUCUCGGCGGCACGUUGAACGACCUUGGUCUUUCCUUGACUCGCUAUUAUAACGGCAUGGUCAAUGACUACUUCAGUCAGGCAGCCAUUGACUUCCUCCUAGGCAACGUCAACGCAAUGGUCUUCCAAGAGUUUGAGGCUGAGAUGAUGACGAAAGACCCCGCGGUUUCAAUGCAGAAAAUGCGGGAGCAGGCUAUCGAACUGUCACAGAAGCGCGUCAUCUCCGAUGAAAGCGAGGAGUUCAUGGGCGGAUGGGUUCUCUUCAGCCCCCAUCAAUCAGACACCUUGCGAGCUAUGCCCUUUGAGGAAGUGGUGCUGCUGUUGACUGAUGCUGCCAUCUACCUUUGCCGAUUUGAUUGGAACAUGGACAAAGUUUCAUCCUUUGAACGGAUCGAUCUUGCCCACGUCGUCAGUAUCAAGUUUGGCACGUACAUCAUCUCGACGGUUUCACCCGGCCAGACAGACGAGAUGAAGAAUGUUGGAUUCGUUGUUUCGUACCAGCCAGGCAAGACGGACGUCACAAGAACGAACACCAGAACAUUUUCGAACUUGGGUACGUCGAAAGCCAAAACGGACCGCUCAAACCUCUCGGAACAACAACAACCCCAAUCUGCCCUAAGCAGCUUGUUGGGUGGCGGCCGUCCCCAAGCCCCGCCUAUUCGCAAGAUCGCUUUCAAGGCCCCCUACUCGCAGUCGUCUGCCGCCGUGACGGGCGAGGAGCCGAAGCUCAGCGAGAUCCAGCAGGUUGUCAGCAUUUGCGCGGAAAUAGAACGACUGGCGUUCCUGAGCCAGCCCGGCAAGGAAAAGCCAGAAACAAAAAGCAUCAUAGAAAAGGGCGACAUAAUCUCGGUGGAGGAGGCGAGGCAGAGCACAGGUUUGCUGGACCAUAUCAGCUACUCUUUGAAGAGACUCGUCUGGGCAUAA
Colletotrichum graminicola M1.001 is the source of this 2847-nucleotide messenger RNA. RefSeq lists its product as uncharacterized. Gene Ontology annotation, biological process: phosphatidylinositol dephosphorylation. NCBI's taxonomy places the organism in Eukaryota, Fungi, Ascomycota, Sordariomycetes, Glomerellales, Glomerellaceae. Gene Ontology annotation, cellular component: endoplasmic reticulum. Gene Ontology annotation, molecular function: phosphatidylinositol-4-phosphate phosphatase activity. The transcript is spliced from 3 exons. The record is from RefSeq and is a predicted model, not a curated record. Bases 1 to 2847 code for a protein of 948 amino acids.